AUGAUAAAUUUUGUACUAUUUAUAAGCCUAUGCUUUGUUUUAGGGGGGUUAGCGGUUGCGUCUAACCCUUCUCCUUAUUAUGGGGUGGUGGGUCUGGUUGUGGCUUCUAUUGCGGGAUGUGGGUGACUGGUAAGUAUGGGGGUUUCUUUCAUUUCUUUAGUACUAGUUAUAGUGUAUUUAGGGGGAAUGCUAGUGGUAUUUGUUUAUUCGGUGUCGCUGGCAGCGGACCCUUAUCCUGAAUCUUGAGGUGACUGACGGGUUGUUGGUUAUGGUGUUGGUAUGGGGCUGGUUGUUGUUAUUGUGGGGGUUGUUACGGGGGCGUUUUCUGAAGUGGUUAUGGGGGGUGAUACGGUGAAUAAUGGAGGCCUGUCGUGAAUUCGAACUGAUUUUAGUGGAGUAGCUAUGUUUUACUCGUCUGGAUCAGGGCUGCUUUUAAUUGCAGGAUGAGGUCUACUGUUAACACUGUUUGUGGUUUUAGAACUUGUGCGGGGAUUAUCUCGGGGGGCAAUUCGGGCGGUUUAA
Messenger RNA from Corvus hawaiiensis (hawaiian crow), 522 nucleotides. NCBI's taxonomy places the organism in Eukaryota, Metazoa, Chordata, Aves, Passeriformes, Corvidae. The record is from the annotation of a RefSeq genome assembly.